Messenger RNA from Oryzias melastigma (Indian medaka), 1859 nucleotides. RefSeq names its product membrane cofactor protein. Gene Ontology annotation, biological process: negative regulation of complement activation, classical pathway. The transcript is spliced from 13 exons. The record is from RefSeq and is a predicted model, not a curated record. The coding region runs from base 153 to 1196 and encodes 347 amino acids. NCBI's taxonomy places the organism in Eukaryota, Metazoa, Chordata, Actinopteri, Beloniformes, Adrianichthyidae.
AUUGUGACGUCACAUUGGGGCCUUUCUUUUAACACCCACUUCCGCGAGAGGGCGGUUCCUGCCCACCGUUAGGGAAAAAGUUUAGCUUUCAUCCGUCAGGCAUUGUUUCAGUAAAGGCCUGGAAUAAGCUCGUCCUCACAUCAAAUAAGACCAUGGCAGAAACUGUCGUCUUGCUACUGAGCAUUUUUGCUUUUGUUACCACCACACAAGGUCAAUCCUGUUCUAAACCCACUGGAGGACCGAAUAUGUCUUUGAAGGGGGAUGAUAUCCUUAAAGAUUCUUUUGCAGACCAGACGACAGUUUCCUUUGGCUGUAAUAGUGGAUACACUGUUGACGAAGGGCUACCAUCUAUUACCUGCAACGCUGGCUCAUGGACUACUUUGACACUGACAUGCAAAAGGAAGUCCUGUGGUGCCCUGGCACAUUUGGACAAUGGAGCUAUUGAUUACCAGGACGGUAUUAGUUUUGGUGACAAAGCGGUGAUUACUUGUAACCCUGGGUACCGCCUCGUUGGUAAGGGAGUACUCAAUUGUCUGGACAGUGGAUGGGAUGCCAGGUUUCCUACAUGUGAUGCGGUGGAAUGUGUAACGCCUGAGGAUGUGAAGGACGCCACCUUCUCUCCAAAUAAAGAGUCCUAUCGAUAUGGAGAAGUUGUGACUUAUAAGUGUUCUGCAGGUUUAUCUAACAAAGGAUCACUGAAGUUGACAUGCUCAGAUGAAGGAAAAUUUGACUUCCCCCCUCCAACAUGUGUCAAGGUUAAUUGUGAAGAGCCUGUCAAUGGUUUGUUGGAGUUUGUCGAAGGCUCACGGCCUCCAUACGGACACAGGGCUACAGUGACGGUGGCGUGUCCGCAGGGUUAUAAGUUGGAGGGUCAGUCUGGCACUCUGACGUGUACAAUAGAUAACACGUGGUCCCCUGAGAUUCCAACAUGUAAAAAAACUGCAAUCCCCAAGACUACUCCUAGAACCACCACCACCACCACCACCACAACUCGAAGUCCUUCAGCUUCAGUCACCCCUGCUCCAACUGAUCCUCGUGGUGAUGGAAAUUCUCUUGGAAUUGGGCUUGGCGUAACUGCAGGGGUUAUCUUGGUUGGUGCCGUUGUCGUCUACAUGUUAUUCAGGAAGAGAAGCACUCGGAAGACAAAUGCGGACAAAGAGACGGCAAAAGAUGAAGAGAAUGUGGGACUUGCGUAAGCGUCGCAGUUCUGCUGGUUCAACGUUACUUGCUGUGAAAAUGAGAAAAUGACUUCGUAAGGAGGAGGAAGCCCCUGAACCGGUCUAUGAAUCCCUGAGGCCUCGCAUGUGGAAAUGACCCAAACCUCAGCGAGGUUUCUUCCAUAGUCUUAGACAAAAACUCAACACAUCGUUUCAACAUAAUCAGAUUUAUUCUAUGCGAUCAGAAACCAAACAAUCCAGAAGAUGUUGGUUGGAAAUGUCAUUCAUAUAACCACUUGUUGUUUGAUUUUUUUUUUUUUAUCUUUCAAUGACUAAACUUCACUUUUUCAGCCAUUUGAGCGCAGCUUAGCUUCUACAGAACCAGAACCCAGACUGUUUCCAUUAUGUUUGAAGUUGGUGUGGAGUCUAGAGACUGAGGAGGAAUUCUGGCCCCAAUUGUAAUGUAAUGCUUACUGCUCUAACAGAGAUUGUGAUUUGUUAAAAUGACAUUUUGUGUUUGUGUGUGGGAGGGGCGGGUCCUAUAGAUUAGUCAGUACAGUUUUAAUUUGCACCUUAACGAAAGAAUUGAUAAGAUCUGUCCGACGGUCUACAGCAUAGUGCCUAAAGUUACAGUGCAACUCGCCUUAAUGUAAAAAAAAAAAAAAGCAAAAAAGAAAAAAAAAAGUGCUUUGUUUUGGUUUU